ACGGCAGCCCCGCAGUCAGCGGUGCGGCGCGACGCGAUUAGUCUGCGCCGGUACGCUUCUCCACGCCUCGACGGAUGCCGCGGCCCGCUCCCCCCGCACGUCAAACUAACUAAUUGAUUUAUACCCUCAAACAUUAGUAAGCGAACUUACACCAACUUUAUGUGCGACGCAAUCGACAGUGCUGUGAACUUUUUGUAAUCGAACAACUCAAAAGUUAUGACUUUAAAGUGUGUUUAGGACUGUCAAACUUUAUUUUCUCCAUGUUUUAUGUAAUGUUCGGGCCAGAAGACCAGCAAUAUGUCAUGGUGAAAUGACACUGGAUGAAUGAUGUAAUCUGGCUCCAAGAGGCGGUCGUAAUGGGGUACACAGCGAGCGGGGUGAAAUCCGCGUUAUGGCUAUCUCUUCUGCAUGGCUUCCUUUUCCUCAUCGCGGAUUCCGGUACCGAAUCUCCUCAAGACCACACUACAAUGGACAUCUCUUCACGUCACUUCAGAGCAGAAUUCCUCCAGGAAUGGCAGGGAUCGCCAGAUGCUCCAUACUUCGAUCCCAGUACACCUAGAAAUAUAACCGGCCUGGUUGGACACCCUGUGAGACUUCUAUGCAGAGUCAAGAACUUGCAAAAUAGAACUGUAUCAUGGGUCCGUCACCGCGACAUCCACCUGCUGACGGUAGGGCGCUACACGUACACGUCGGACCAGCGCUUCGAGGCGCAGCACAAGCCGCGCUCCGAGGAGUGGGCGCUGCGCAUCCGCAGCCCGCAGCGCCGCGACUCCGGCCAGUACGAGUGCCAGAUAUCCACCACGCCGCCUAUAGGACAUGCUGUCUUUCUAAAUAUUGUAGAACCAGAAACCAUUAUAUCCAGUGGGCCAGAACUUUUCCUCCAAGCUGGCUCCACCAUCAACUUGACUUGCACUGUACGACACACUCCUGAGCCACCCAGCUCCAUCACAUGGACUCACGGAGAGCAGGUGAUAAACUUCGAUUCUGCUCGAGGUGGUAUAUCGCUGGUCACUGAAAAGGGUUUGAAGAGUACCAGUCGACUGUUGGUACAGCGAGCGACCGGCUCUGAUGCAGGUGUCUACACUUGUGGGCCCAAUAACGCUCCCCCGGCAGCCACCAGAGUUCAUGUACUAUCUGGUGAACAUCCGGCAGCCAUGCAGCAAGGAUGUGCAAAAUCUAAAUUAGAUAUAACAAUCUCAAUAUUAUGUUGUUUGAUAACACUUUACAUACUAAGAAAACCUACGAUUAGCAACCUUCAGUUCGGCACUUGAGUGUGCAAACACAAUUUUAAUCGAAUUGAUGGAGCAAAUCAAUAUUUCGUAUUGUAAUUUUAUUGGUUGAGAACAAAGCAAGCGUGAUUUCAUUGGAAAAAGAGACAAGGAAAACCGUACUCUUUGGUGCUUUAAAACAACUUUCUUUAAAAGCUUCAGCGACUUGAGAAUAGAUAAAUUUACUGUUUUCACGGUCUUUAAAAUCCUAUCUGUUUUUUAUCAAGUUGCUGUGUCUAUUGGUUUUAUUUGGGUGAUUUAACUAAAUCAAUAGAACCCUAACUCAUCCAGAGUUUAUUAUUGCCUUCUUAACGGUUUGAAGAUUGAAGUAUACAAAUACUCAAAAUUAAGAAUCUGAAUGAUACUAUUUAUUUUCUGUCGAAUUUGUAAAUAUUUAUGUAAAGCUUUGUACAUAAUACAAUACUGUAAUGUUAAAUAUCAUAUAUCCUGAAAGCUGUUCUGACUGUAUCAUUACGAGAAUAUAAAUAAAAUUGUAAUCCAAAAAAUGAGGCAUCGAGGGACGAUGUACAAGAACAUAAACAUUAACAAAACCUUAUUAUGUAUGAUAAUGGACAGACAGCAAAACCCUUCUAUCUCUAUACAUAUUUAGGUUAGCUCUAGACAAUUUAAUUGACCAGAUAAAAUGGCGAAUUUAAAUUACGAUUAUUACCACACUCAAGUUUUAAGGGAUGAUAUUUUUACAUAAAGAUAAGGUUCACAUGCGAGCGUAUGGCCGGUUUGCUAGUACGUAGUUACCAUCCCAUAGUGAUCCUCGGCUUUAAUGGAGGUCACGGAUGCUUAUGAAGGUUCCUCGGACUAUAUUGCACACUUUGAGAAAACAUCAGACCGGAUCGACGGUGAAAUGACGUACCCAGAA
This is a messenger RNA of Trichoplusia ni (cabbage looper), 2145 nucleotides long. Its product is annotated as kin of IRRE-like protein 1. Gene Ontology annotation, cellular component: neuron projection membrane. Gene Ontology annotation, biological process: synapse organization. The record is from RefSeq and is a predicted model, not a curated record. Lineage: Eukaryota; Metazoa; Arthropoda; Insecta; Lepidoptera; Noctuidae. The transcript is spliced from 7 exons. Bases 321 to 1271 code for a protein of 316 amino acids.